Selaginella moellendorffii is the source of this 1646-nucleotide messenger RNA. Its product is annotated as pathogenesis-related protein 5. The coding region runs from base 672 to 1454 and encodes 260 amino acids. Gene Ontology annotation, biological process: defense response. Gene Ontology annotation, cellular component: extracellular region. The transcript has 3 exons. The record is from RefSeq and is a predicted model, not a curated record. NCBI's taxonomy places the organism in Eukaryota, Viridiplantae, Streptophyta, Lycopodiopsida, Selaginellales, Selaginellaceae.
UUUGGAGAGAAUAGUGAUUUUAUUAUCAAGCUGGCUGCGUUGCACACAUGACAUCCCAUAGCGAGAAGCGAGAGGAACUACAACUGAAGAUCAUGCUUGAUGAGCCUCACUGAAGAGGCUGCCAUUGAAGAGCUUGGAGCUACAAACAAACUGUCUUCUUCCUUAUCCCGAUUGGACUAGCCACCGGCAACUAGCCAGCACAACAGCGUAAGUUACUUGACUCUCUCUGAGUAUUAAAGGUCGUUGCUUUAGUCCGCAGUGGGACCACAGAUUAUGUGCAUUUCACUGUUGGAAAUCAUGCGAUAGUGAGGACAAUGAUAUAAACGUCGAACGUUGUGGACCCAGCUACGGGUAAGGUUUUGCUCAUGGAAAGUUGUUGGAGUUGGAUAUAGCUGGUUUCAAGCACUUGCUUUAUAGUUCUGGAAGGCCAUCCGAGACUGUAACUCAAGAAAGUCGGGUCAAGCAAGGUACCCUGUACGGAAACUGUUUGAAGGAUACACCUGCUCCUGGCAAGUGUAUCACAUUGAAGACUUUCGAAGGACCAGUAGUUGAUCGACAUCGCAGAGUAGUGGACAAGUUCGCUACGGCUCUUCUGCUAGUAUAAAUUCUUUGGGGCAGUCCUCAGAAUCCUCAGAAUCGAAAGAAGUGAAGAACUAGAAAGCUGAAGAGAAAUGGAGGUUCAUCGAGUGAGAUUGCUGGCUGUGUUGGCUGCUCUUCUUCUCGCAAUUGAAGGUGUUAGUUGCGUUCGGAUCCGCCUCUACAAUGAAUGUCCCUUCACAGUGUGGCCUGGCUGGAUUUCCAACUCCGGGAAGCCACAACUAGGAACCGGUGGUGUUAAACUCGAUUCCUGGCAGUCUCAUGACCUCAACCCCGGUGCAGACUGGGCUGGCCGUUUCUGGGGCCGUAGAGGCUGCAACUUCGACGGCAACGGGCGCGGCCACUGCGACUCGGGCGACUGCGGCGACAAACUUAACUGCGGCAACUCGGGUGGUGUCACUCCCGCCACCUUGGCCGAGUUCCAGCUCAACGGCCACGGUAACCAAGACUUCUACGACGUCUCGCUCGUGGACGGCUACAACUUGCCAAUGAGAAUCAACCCGGAGUGGAACUGCAAGUCGGCUGGCUGUCACAGCGACCUGAACGCUAUAUGCCCCAACGAACUGAAAGUCUGGAAGGAUAACUGGGUGAUCGGCUGCAAGAGCGCUUGCGAGGUUUUCCAAACGGAUGCUUACUGCUGCAGAGGAGCGCACGACAAGCCUGAAACUUGCCCUCCAACGCCUUUCUCCAAGGUGUUCAAGGAUGCUUGUCCACAGGCUUACAGUUAUGCUUACGACGAUUUGACUAGUACCUUCACCUGCGGUACGGGUGGGGGAUACACCAUAACCUUCUGCCCCAGUGGAGGAUUCGAAUUCGGAGCAGCUGGGGAACAAGCUGCUUUCAUUGAGAAGCUCUGAAGCCAUAACUGGAGAUACUGGCUGGCCUGGUUGCGUUUUCAGUGGAGCUGCUGAAGAAUGAUCAUGAAGGAAUGCUGGCUUUUUAAGUUUUUAAAACAGACCGGUUUUUUGCAGCAAAUGCCCUUUCGCGGCAUUUGCUGGAAUGCUAUAUGAAUGAGUAUAUUCUCGUCAAUUGCAUGAGUUUGGAGCCCA